AUGGAAAUGUUGUCAGAAAUAUUAAAAGAACAGAAAAAGUUGAAAAAUGAAAUUAGCAAAUUGAGAGGAGACGUCCAAAAGAUUAAGAGCCAAGAAACACCGAGCAAAGUGUCCGUAGAAGGGUCAACUAUUGAGAAGGAGUAUGUAAACUUCCUUAAGGCCAAAUUUAGCACAUAUCCAUGGAUCAACUUCCAAGAUCAAGAAAUACAGGGAAUGCUGAAGGAUUUAGCUAACAAAGCCGGUUGGUCUGAUAGAUCUAAUGUCUUAGGGGUUUUGUCGAGCUUUGGCUCGACAAAAUUCACCUAUUACAGAAACCAGAUAAGAGCAAAGUUAAUGGGCAACAAGGAGGUAGAUGUGGAGGGACUUUCUUUAGGAUCUCUCCACAACUACCUGUGGAAGUGUUUCUUGCCAUCAGCUGUUCCCCUUGUUGACAUAGAAAGGGAGCAUUUGACCCUAAUGCUGAGAUCUUUCUGUUCAACAUCGAAAUUGUUCCGCAAAGGCGGAACAAGCGGCUUCUCGUUCUGGACCGAGUUCCAGAAUUUUGUGGAUAUGGUCAAACAGGAUGUCAGACAGGAUAAAUGGGGAAAACUGGAAGAAAAGGAGGAGAGGAGGAUAGAAAAAUACUUGUCUUAA
This is a messenger RNA of Saccostrea echinata, 633 nucleotides long. RefSeq lists its product as uncharacterized. The transcript is spliced from 6 exons. Lineage: Eukaryota; Metazoa; Mollusca; Bivalvia; Ostreida; Ostreidae. The record is from RefSeq and is a predicted model, not a curated record. The coding region runs from base 1 to 633 and encodes 210 amino acids.